AUGCAGACCCCUGAGUCGGGUGCGGACUCCACCUCCUCUGUCACUCUUCAGACCACUGUGCCUGUGCAGCCUACGGGCUCCUCCCAGCAACAGGCCCAGACUGUUCAACAGGUGCAGCAUGUUUACCCGGCACAAGUGCAGUACGUGGAGGAGAGCGGCGGCGUCUACACCAACGGCAACAUAAGGUCGUACACAUACUCGGAGACGCAGCUCUACAGCCAGAACAACGGCGGGAGCUACUUCGACACCCAGGGGGGCUCGCCGCAGGUGUCCACGGUGGUCUCGUCCCACGGCAUGGCCACCAGCGGGGGAGGGGCCGGGGGCAUGAGCCUGGGCCUGCCGGGGGCCAUCAGCAGCAGCUCAGGGGGGUACCUCAUGGACCCGGCAGGACCUCACUCUACCACACAGGCUGCACGCGCUUCCCCCGCAACUAUUGAAAUGGCGAUUGAGACGCUCCAAAAAUCGGAGGGUUUGUCAAGUCAGAGAAGUUCACUGCUGAACAGCCAUCUCCAGUGGCUCCUGGAUAACUAUGAGACGGCUGAAGGCGUCAGUUUGCCGCGCUCCACGCUCUACAAUCACUACUUGCGACACUGUCAGGAGCAGAAGCUGGACCCCGUCAACGCAGCGUCCUUCGGAAAACUCAUCCGGUCCAUCUUCAUGGGACUCCGCACACGCCGCCUCGGGACCAGGGGAAACUCAAAGUACCAUUACUACGGCAUCCGCGUGAAGCCAGAGUCGCCGCUGAACAGACUUCAGGAAGACAUGCAGUACAUGGCCCUGAGGCAGCAGCCGGUGCAGCAGAAGCAGCGAUUCAAACCUGUGCAGAAGUUUGACACCAGUUCCGGAGACGGAUACUCGGGCGGAGGUCAGCACCAACCAGGAGCCGCGGAGCAGACCGUGAUCGCACAGAGCCACCAGCAGUUCUUAGAUGCGUCUCGAGCGCUGCCGGACUUCAUCGAGCUGAACCUUGGACACAGUAAUCCUGAAAACAUCAGUCUGGACGACGUGAAGGCGCUACAGUCACUUUACCGAGAGCACUGCGAGGCCAUUCUCGACGUGGUCAUCAACCUCCAGUUCAGCCUCAUCGAGAAGCUCUGGCAGACGUUCUGGCGUUAUACCCCUCCAGAUACAGCAGAGGGCGCCACCGUCAUAGAAAACAGCAGCAUCAGUGAGAUCGAGGCCCGUCUCCCGCGGUCGGCGCUCGUGGUUCUGUGUCGGAACGAGACGGUGCUGAAGUGGAUGAGCACCUGUGACCACCUCAUGUACCAGGCCCUGGUGGAGAUCCUCAUCCCAGACGUCCUCAGACCCAUCCCCAGUGCCUUGACUCAAGCCAUUCGUAACUUUGCCAAAAGCCUGGAGGGCUGGCUGAGCAACGCCAUGAACACCGCUCCACAGAGAAUGAUCCACACCAAGAUUGCAGCGGUGAGUGCCUUCGCACAGAUGUUGCGCAGAUACACGUCUCUGAACCAUUUGGCUCAAGCAGCGAGAGCUGUUUUACAAAACACGUCUCAGAUCAACCAAAUGCUCAGCGACUUGAACCGAGUGGACUUCGCCAACGUCCAGGAGCAGGCGUCCUGGGUGUGUCAGUGUGAGGAGGGGGUGGUGCAGCAGCUGGAGCAGGACUUUAAAGCGACGCUGCAGCAGCAGAGUUCUCUGGAGCAGUGGGCCUCGUGGCUCGAUAACGUGGUCACUCAGGUCCUCAAACCCUUCGAGCAUCGCCACAGUUUCCCCAGAGCCGCACGACAGUUCCUCCUCAAGUGGUCCUUCUACAGCUCUAUGGUGAUCAGAGACCUGACUCUACGUAGUGCUGCGAGCUUCGGUUCCUUCCAUCUGAUCCGUCUGCUCUACGAUGAGUACAUGUUCUACCUGGUGGAGCACCGCGUCGCCCUGGCAACAGGAGAGACCCCCAUCGGGGUCAUGGGGCAGUUCGACAGCCUGAGCAGUUUAACCCUGACCAACAUUGACAAAGAAGAGACCAGUGGGCUGGACAGUGACCUGGAGGAGGACACCGACUCCUGCGGCGAACCGUUAGCGAAGCGCGAGCGCUCCGAGCACGAGGUGAUCCAGGUGAUCCAGGUGGGGGCGCUGGCCGACGGCUCUCACCCCGUGGUGGGCGUGGUCCAGCCGGGGGUACUGCACUCCCUGCCUCAGCCUCUGCCAGACCACAGCGAACACAUCCUGACCCCGUCCUCCGCCACCACCACCAUCCGCCACUGCAGCGCCACGGGCAACACCUACGCCUCGGUGUGA
Knipowitschia caucasica is the source of this 2250-nucleotide messenger RNA. Lineage: Eukaryota; Metazoa; Chordata; Actinopteri; Gobiiformes; Gobiidae. The record is from the annotation of a GenBank genome assembly.